AUGGAUCCGUCACAGGUCAACGUCCCUCCGCUCAAGGACCUGACUAUCGACAACAUAACCGAGAAUGUACACAUGAUCAACUCACAAUGCGACGACCCACGCAUGAAGUAUCUACUCGAACGACUUGUCACUCACGUUCACGACUUUGCUCGCGAGACACGACUCAGCACAAACGAGUGGAUGACGGCCAUUCAGUUCUUGACCAAGGUCGGCCAGAUCAGCAGCGACGUGAGGCAAGAGUUCAUCUUGCUUUCCGAUGUCAUUGGCCUUUCCCUACUGGUCGACAGCAUUGAUCACCCUAAACCCGCUGCCAGCACAGAAGGCACCGUUCUAGGCCCCUUUCACACUCACGAGGCCCAACUCGAAGGAAAUGGCGGUAGCAUCUCUCACGACCCCGACGGCGAACCAUGUUUGGUCUUGUGCACAGUCAAGGACACCACAGGCAAGCCGAUUGACGACGUCAAGAUCGAUAUCUGGGAGACGGACAGCAAGGGCUUUUAUGAUGUCCAGUACGCAGAAAGAGACGGUCCCGAUGGACGAGCGGUCAUGAAGAGUGACAACGAGGGUAUCUUUUGGUUCAAGGCCAUUGUGCCAGUCCCAUAUCCGAUUCCUCACGAUGGGCCUGUCGGACAACUUCUGAAGAAGCUCAAACGUCAUCCUUACCGCCCUAGCCACAUGCAUUUCAUGUUCGAAAAGGCCGGUUACGACAACCUGAUCACCGCUCUCUAUCUGCGUGGGGAUCCAUACGAGACGUCGGACGCAGUCUUUGGAGUAAAAGAGUCUCUUCUAAUUGACCUGGGUACCGUAUCUGCCGAACAGGCGAAAGAAUACGGCGUCAAGGAAGGCGACAAACUAAUCACAUACGACUUUGUGCUCGUCACUGAUGAAGAGUCACGCAAGUUGAGAGAAGAAAAGGCUAUGGAAGCCAUGGAAAAGCUUGGUAGAAGAAUGAAGCUAUAUCAGGGCCUGCCCGUGCCUGAUGUAGAUUAG
This is a messenger RNA of Aureobasidium subglaciale EXF-2481, 990 nucleotides long. RefSeq lists its product as uncharacterized. The record is from RefSeq and is a predicted model, not a curated record. Bases 1 to 990 code for a protein of 329 amino acids. Gene Ontology annotation, biological process: catechol-containing compound metabolic process. Gene Ontology annotation, molecular function: ferric iron binding; catechol 1,2-dioxygenase activity. Lineage: Eukaryota; Fungi; Ascomycota; Dothideomycetes; Dothideales; Saccotheciaceae. The transcript has 2 exons.